Molecule: messenger RNA, 1737 nt
Organism: Penicillium chermesinum
Lineage: Eukaryota; Fungi; Ascomycota; Eurotiomycetes; Eurotiales; Aspergillaceae
Exons: 5
Coding region: 1-1737 (578 amino acids)
Cellular component (GO): nucleus
Molecular function (GO): protein binding
Source: RefSeq, a predicted model, not a curated record
AUGUCCAAUCCCUCCUUCGACUCUUCACGUCGGUCUGCUGUUGGCCGUCAACCGGAGGAACUACACAUACCAUCCACAGGGCUGGUCAAUCCGAACUUGUCUCGCCAACUGCCCUCCAACGAAUACCCCACAACUCCGGACGCCCCCGUCCCAUCGAUCAACGUCCACUCGUCCUCCCAGCCUCCUCACUACGGGAGUGGGAGUGGAAGCAACAGCAACGUUCGUCUUCCAGGCGCCCUGACACCGGGUAACCAACAACGCCCGCCCGCCGUCUCCGUCAACACUGCUCCGUCGGUGCUCCCCACCUUACCGCAGGCCUCAUCGCAACAGAGUCACCGGUCUAGCAUGAUCAAUUCGCAUGGUCAUUCUCGAUCUAGCCCUGCAGGAUUCGAUCAAACAAUGUACAAACAACAUGGUUCUGCCGAGGGCUCGAGCUAUCCCUCCUCUCCAGGGGCCGGGUACCCGCCUCAGACCCCGCAGGGCUCGAAUCCGGUGCCAAGCAACAGUAACUACAUCGCUCCGUGGCCUAUAUAUGCGGUCGACUGGUGCAAAUGGCCGAUACCCGGAAGUUCAAGCUCUUUCGGGGGCAAAUUGGCGCUAGGAAGCUACCUGGAAGAUAGCCACAACUAUAUUCAAAUUAUUGAUACACAUUGGGCUCAGCCCGACCCAGACACGCAAGACGCUGCAGCGGGCGAGAUCAAGCUCGAGUAUGUGAAGACAGCUGAAGCGACCCAUUCUUACCCCGUGACACGUAUUCUAUGGGAGCCCCCUUCGUCUCAGAAACAGUCCACGGAUUUGCUCGCGACGUCGGGCGAUCAUCUCCGACUCUGGUCACUGCCCAACUCCCAACCUUUGCCAAGCUCAAAUUCUAUUACCCGCCCUUCUGGCCAGCGAGAUACACCAACCUCCAAGCUUUCGCCGCUGGCGCUGCUCUCGAACUCUAAAUCGCCUGAACACACGGCCCCCAUCACCUCUCUCGACUGGAACACUAUUUCCCCUAGUCUGAUCAUUACCUCCAGUAUCGAUACCACCUGCACGAUCUGGGAUAUUCCAACUUUGACAGCCAAAACACAAUUGAUUGCUCACGACAAGGAGGUCUUUGACGUUCGAUUUUGUGCCAACAGUGUUGACGUAUUCGUGAGCUGUGGCGCAGAUGGAAGUGUCCGCAUGUUUGAUCUUCGAAGCCUUGAGCAUAGUACAAUCAUUUACGAGCCAACAGACAAGGUGGAGCAGCGACCGGUCAUGAGCCCCGGUAACGCCAGUCCUUCCGGCCCAUCCUCCUCGGGCAUGUUCCCACCACCUUUGCUGAGGAUAGCAGCAUCUCCUCAUGAUGCUCACCUCCUGGCAACUUUCUCCCAGGACUCGAGUGUCGUCCGCGUUCUGGAUGUCCGCCAACCCGGACAAGCCUUGCUUGAACUGAAGGGCCACGGAGCUCCUCUUAACUGCGUUGAAUGGUCUCCAAGCAAGCGAGGGCACCUCGCUUCCGGUGCUGACGAUAGUCUUGUCCUUAUCUGGGACCUGAUCAACCAACACAACGCUGUGCCCCUCUCGCCUCAAGCUCACACUCCCGGUACGCCAGCCACAACCUCUGAACGUGGCCCUACAGCUGCUUGGCAAUGUGACUACGAAGUCUCCAAUAUCAGCUGGUCACCUCAGGGCGGUCCAAACCACUCCGGUCAACCGCGGGAAUGGCUCGGGGUCUGCGGCGGCAAAGGCAUCUGGGGCGUGGCCCUAUGA